AUGGGCCCAAGAUCACCACCUAAAAAUAACGCAAUCGUUAGCAAUAAUAAUACUAGCAUUUAUAAUAAUAUGGUUCCUACUACAAGUAAUAAUAGCAUUCAUAAUCAAUAUCAAGGACAAUAUAAUAAUAAUAAUCAACAUCAAGGUCAACUUAAUAAUAAUCAAUAUCAACCACCAUUUAUUCCUGAACAAUCAUUUCCGCCAUUGAUGGCUCCCAAGCCUCAAAAACCUUCUCCAAUAGUAUCAAAUGAUAUUGCUGAUACUUUAAUGGUAGAAGAAACAUCGUAUAAUUCAAGUUCACAUGGAUAUCUUGGAAAUGAUUAUUGA
Entrophospora sp. SA101 is the source of this 327-nucleotide messenger RNA. NCBI's taxonomy places the organism in Eukaryota, Fungi, Glomeromycota, Glomeromycetes, Entrophosporales, Entrophosporaceae. The record is from the annotation of a GenBank genome assembly.